UAUCUUUUUACUGUCAAACGUGAAUUGUUAUGAAAAUAUCCAUCAAUUUAUUUUUCGCAUUUUAAUUAUUUUUAUUGUAAAGUUUUUACUUAUUUCUAUUUUAUUUAACUGCUACGGUAUUUACUGCAUAUGAUUAUGUAUGUUUAAGCCAUCGCAGAUGAACGCAAACGCGGAAGUGAUGAGUUCAUUUCUGCUCUUUUGUUUUAUUGCGAAAACUCUUGUUUUUCGUUGAUUUGAAAUGGAAGAAGUUCGUCAGCUAGUGCAGGAGGAAGGAAGAGAGGCUAGGAACCUGGUUGCUUUCCAUGUUUCAGUCGAGACGCCUGCGCGAAUAUCGCGCAAGCCCCCACGCGUGACCGGCAUCUCGAUCCGCCGCGGCGGCCCCCGGCCCGCCCGCCGCUCAGCCUCCGCCGGCCGCGACAAACGAUCCGAGCUACGGGCUAGGUACUGGGCGCUACUGUUCGGAGAUCUGCAGAGGGCUAUCGGCGAAAUCUACAACACAGUCGAAGUCCAUGAAAACUUAAAUGAGUGCCAAGAAGUAAUAUUAGUUCUAGAGAAUUAUACCCGGGAUUUUAAAGCUCUAGGAGAAUGGUUUAGACUGAAAUGGGAAUACGACAACACGCCGCCGCCUCAGAGGCCGCAAAGCUUAGCUUGGGAAAUCAGAAAAACAGAUUUUGUCCGCCCAGAGUCCAGGAGAACAUAUUCCGUUAAAAGUUCUCCGUCAGUAUCGGGCAAAAAUAGCCCUUGUUUUUCGGGUCAUAAUACUCCAAGUGGCAAGAACAGCCCUAGUCUAACUGGUAAAGCUAGUCCUGGAAGUGGCAAAAUUAGUCCAAGAAUCUCUUCAGGACAUUCCAGUACCAGUCCAAAAGCUAAUAUUGAGUUCUUUAGCAACAAAAUUAUACCAUCAAAAGUUACUGCAAAGCCUGAGCCUAUUCUUAAAGAGGGUUCCAGACUUUCUGAUAUAAAGGAGAAGGAUUACAAGGAUAUUGUUCAAAGCAAUGGCACUGCAGAAAAACUGGUAAUUGAUAACAACGAAGAAAAACUAGAAUCCACUGUUCCUGUUGUUGAAAUUGGUAAAGCAAAGGAGUGUUCAAAUAUUUCUCCUAAGCAAGUCGCAAUCAACUCUCCGAAACAUGCAAAAGCAGUGCCAGAAAAUAAGGAUAUAUUGAUUAAAGAAACUGCUAGUAAGGCUCAGGAAAUUAUCGCCAAGUUAGAUGCUAUGGAAAAUGAGUUUUUAGCCAAACAUAUUAAAGAUAGCCAAGCCAAAAAUGGUAAUUUACUUAAUCAAGAGAAAGAAGAAGUCGGAGUAAAACCUGAAAUUGAGAUUACUGAAAAAACAAUUACAGACAAUGACAACAAAGAUGAAAAGAAUGUGGUUGACGAAAAAGAAAGUGAAGUAUCUACAGAAUCCCCAUCUAAAUCGGAAGACAAUUUUGCAGACAUAUCUAACGAAAGUUCAAUAAAAUCAAUCGACGAAAAGAUUGGGGUUGUAACUAACGAAACUAAAAAAUUAAACUCCCCUGAUCUAUUAAAACAAUCUUUUGAAAAUGUUAGUCUGGACUCGAGUUCUAAAGCGAAUGCAAACGUCCCAAACAAUGAGGAGGUUACAGACAAUUCAGAAAGGGUAACACAAACACCUGCAGCAGAGAAUGGAAAUAAAGAUACGGAACAGAAAUGUACCGAAAAUAUACAAAAUAAGGACAGCUCCAAAGUUGUUUCCACAUAUGAAUCUAAUAAGAAAGUUGAAAUAAAAUCUGCUCCAGAUUCAAAACCUCCUACAGACACUAAACUUGUAACCGACAAUAAAACAACUUCAGAUCCCAAACUCAGUGCCAGACCAGCGUACUCCCAAGCAGCUGCAAAACCGAAACCGGUAACUGCUAAAACUGAAGUUAAAACACCUACAAGGACAACACCUCUCACUAGGAGUAAAACAGUCGUGGAAAUGAGACCCAAUUUUGCUCCAAGAGCAUCUCGGCCUUUCCCGAAAAGAAAUCAGGUGAACCAAGCUAACAAAUGCAGCUAUCCUUUCAAUGUCACUAGUCGAAGCAGCCUUUUUGAUACUGCGCCAACUGCCGCCACAAUAACCAAAGGCGCCAUUGCACGAAAACCGCCAAUCAAAAACAUUCAAAUGGCUGCUGGCGAUAACAAACUUCAAAAUAAAAACAACGACAUAAAAAAACGACCACCAAGACCUACUUCCUUAAAAAUAACAGAUAAAGGUAUUAAAAAAGAUAAUGUUAUUGCAACGUUAGAAAAAAUAAAAGAUUGCGAUGAAUUUAGCAGCUCGGAUACGAUCGUCACCCAGAUUGAUAUGUCACGCAUCGAAUCGAGCGAAAGUCUUAAAACAUUAGUUCCCGAAGAGAUGUUACAAGAAGUGGCCAAUUCUAUUGAAGUACUUAAUGUGGAUGGUAAUAAGAAUGAUAAUGACGGCUGGUUAACUGUGAAAUCUCGGCGAUUGAGUCGGGAAUCUAAGAAACAGUCAAAAUCUCAUUGGGCAAAUAGAUUUCACCAACCUUCGGCAACUACAAGCUUGCCAACUUUGAACAUGAUCGAGUCUCCAAAACAGGAAACAAACCCAAUAGUUAAUUCCCCUAAACAUGCCAAAUUGGAUCGCGCAAAAUCAGAGCAGCCUCAAUUAAUUCCGAAACCAGAAAAAGUGGUAAAAGUAUCAGUAAAAGUUAAGUCUGAGGCUAAAAAUAAAAGUACAGAAAUGAUUCGGCAAAAAUCUGAUGUGACCGGAUUAAGAACACGCUCUUCUAGAAACAAAGCCUUUACGAAAAGAGCAGAAAAAGUGAAAGAUUUUUCAAAGGACAAAGAAUCGUCAGAUUUGACUAAAAAUCGUUUGCAUUCGUCAUUAGAAAGUCUGACUAUGGGUUUAGCCAGAUCUCAGGAAAGUACGGAAGAUGCUUUUGACUUUGACAAAUGGAAGGCUGAAUUUAAGUCUACUUUUAAGUAUUUGGAGGAAGAUGAUCAGAUGCCGAACCAUAAUGAGAUAUUGAAGGCGGCUGACCCGUUGGAGAUGUCAGAGAUAGCGGAAAUGACGUCACAGAUAGAGGAGAAUGAGAAGAAGAUCAGUUGGGCGUUGGAUUUCCAGUCUGAGGUGGACCAGAGGAAGCUUUGUGAAGAGGAAGACCUCCUGAACAGACAGAUAAUGGAGCUACAGCAAGUUUCAGACAUAGAUUUGGAUACGGAAACUGAUGACACUGAGACUGAUGCGGAAAUCCUCUGCGAAGACACCAGUCUUCCGAGGUCAUGCACUUCUCCAGAUCGCCUGGGCGCCUUAGCUGCUAGCCUUGAGGACCAGUACGAAACGGCCCUAGCUGGAAUGUCGUGGGCGGAACGUGUGGACACUUUGGUAGUACUUGAAGCGUUGGUCGCCAGGGAUCCUGGUCGAGCCCAGCAACUGCACGCAAAACUAUCGCAAGGCAUCAAACGCCGCGGCAGCUUCCAGGACGCGCUGCGUAGGCUGCAAGCCAAGCAAGCUAGGGCGGAGCGACAGCGGAGGGAGUAUCAAACUGAACGGGCCAAGAAGAUACAUCUGCUGCUGGCCAGGGUUGAAGAGGUCAAGGUGGCUAAAAAUCAGCUGAUCGAAGAGAAAAGGUUGCGAAUGGAGCGGAGACUACAGAAGGCGACAGAAAACAGAGAUCAACGUCUGAAGGACAUAGUCCGGAAAGCUCAUGACGAAGAAGAAAAGCUUCGAGAGAUAGCUUUCAUCAAACAAUUGGAAGCUGAGAAUCGAAGGCACGACUUUUUGGCGCAGUGCCGCUUGCACACCACACGGCUGAGGCAAGUUAGGAGGGAUAGGCUUAUGAAGUUGGAACAAAAGGCAGCUAGAGAAGCGGCAGUGGGCGCUCGAAGGCAAGCUCUAGAGGCUGCCAGAAAGCUACAUGUUGAGAAUCUGUUGGAGAAGAGAAAGGAGAGAGACGCUAGAGUGGAAGAGUUGAAGGAACAGAAGAAACAGGAGAGAGAUGACGCCGCCAGGGAGAAGGCGGAAGGCGUAAAGUCGCGUCUAUCAGCGUUAGCGGCCGCCGCGGAGCUGGAGGCGGACGCAUUGCGCUCUCGGAUCCGGGACAAGCAGGACGCCAGCCAGCAGAGGCUGGAGUCCAGGCUGCAGGCCAUCAGGGAGAAGGCUACCAGGCAGCCGACCACAUCAGAAAGCCAAGACCAAGCUACGAAAGAGGAGAAGGAGUUAGCAGAGGAAGCAGAGAGAAUAGAGUUGGAGCGGAAAGAGAGGGAGAAACAGAAGGCUAUCAAACGGAAGGCGAGAAAGGUCAAGCAGAAGUUGUUAGCUAACGGCAACGACACACCAGUGAUUGAAGACGACGCCAUUCUAUCGAUCGGAACAUUCACAUCGUCGAAUAAAAUGCACAAACUAUUGCACACACUAACAAACAUAAUAACACCGUUACUGUACGAGGAGCCGAAAAAACAGAAAACUAAAAAAUAUUCCGGCGACGCAGAUGAAAAGAGCAAUUGCGAAGUGGAUGAGUUAAAAAAAGUGAAUGGCGAUGCGAAUGACGAGUUCAAUAAUAAUACUGAGACGGAAAUCGUUGUGGAGAAUCAUGAUAAGAAGAAAAAGAAGAAGGACAAACCAAAGUUGAAUAAAACUAGUUCGGUGUGCAGUUCUUUGAGCGAUAUGAGUAAGGGAAGUGCCAAAAGCGAAAAGAAGAAAGAGGUCAUUGACACUGCGUUCCUGGAGCGGCAACUGAAUGAGUUACAUCGGAUGGUUGACAAGUUUGACAGGGUAAGGAACAUGUUCCAAUCGGAGAAGCUGACCUCGCAAAAGAUGCAAAUACUCCGCGUGUUGGGACACCUCAUAGAAAUAGCAGCCGAGAGGGAACACCUCGCAUCCCAGCUCAGUGCUAAAUUACUAACGACAACGGUGUUGAUGAUAUCGCGUAUCGUGUCUGCGUGUCGACUGAGCGCUUCAUACUUCGUGAGCACCAACACUUGUGUGCGCUGCGUGAAGCUGCUGUGUCUCAGACUGGAAAAGGAUCUUCACGCCGACCAACGUGAGAUGGAGCUCUCCCGUCAGCUGUGUGACUGUCUGUCCGUCGCUCUGGACUCCGUGCUGUGCUGCUCACGGCUGUACGACGAUAGAAGACCAAGCGAGGACGCUGAUGCGCUCUCUGCACUAAGGAAUCGUGCGCACACGCUUAUAAGUUACCUCUGCCUGUCCGGCUGUAUAACGCGUGCAGAGAAGGCCGGGGAGGCGCGGGAGAGCGUGCAGACGUUGCUGACUGUGUGUGCGCAGCUGUGCCAUCCCUGUAAAGUUGAUGCUGGCUCAGAACGGCAAUCAGCGACGCAGUCCCUCCGGUGCGCGCUCGGCACUAGCCUGUGCGGUUCGCGAGCAGAAUUCUGCGGGUUGUUCGCGCGCGGCGCCGAACUCAGCCAGAGCGGGAUGUUCGUGCGCGCCGCCAGGACCGCGCAUUUGUUGCGGGCGCUCGCUGAGCUGGACCAUCAGUUGGUGCAGGAGGCAUUCGGUGAAGGCGGGUGGCCGCUGGAGUUCCGUGCGGCCGUGGCGAGAUUGCUGUCUCAACACGCGCCCAGCGACAAAGAGGCGCCCAGGUCCACUGCCCUACGUUUGAGCAACCAGCGGCUGGACCAGACGCUGUCGGAGACUAUGGUGCUGGAUCUCAUGGUACUGGUCGGGUUCGUCAUCGUCAACAACCCACAGAUGCAGGAGACCAUUUGCGACGGCUGGAGUGUCAUCAAAACUCUAUGCACGUUGCCAGCCAACUGGUUGGUGUCCAAGACACACAGCCACGCGCUGUUGCCGACGCUCAUAGCGUUGUGUGACAGGCCAUCAGUCGCCGACGCUAUAGCCUGUGAACUUAGCGUACAGAUGUUGGACGAAUACCUGGAGAGCCCCGAAGCUCAGAAAGUGAAACUGAUUCAGGUGAUAAAGCAAGGCCGCGCCAAGAAGACGGACAAGGUGUGAGCGGUGAGUUGGAGACGGGCCUAAUUUAGGGAGCUGUGGUUUUCUUACUUCAUGUGAUUUUGGCGAACUUUUUCAACAAGAUGUGAACGGUGUAUCCAAUGUUUCGACUUAGGGAGCGGUGGUUUUCUGUUUAAUUUAUACUAUUUGUAGCAAACCUUACGAGUGUGAUAUAGUCACUGCGUGACAAAACCUCUUUUCGGCCUGCAAUAACAAAUAUGAUUAUCGGUGGUUUUCUGUUUAAUACUAUUUGUAGCAAACCUUACGAGUGUGAUAUAGUCACUGCGUGACAAAACCUCUUUUCGACCUGCAAUAACAAAUAUGAUUAUUUUUCGAGUGAAAUCAAGAAUCGGGGGAAUCAGGAACAGGGAAAUCAAUACUGUGAAUCAAAACUGAUCCGUGAAUCCGGCUGUAAGACCAGCAUUUUAUACAUCAUUGUGUCACGAUCGAAUGGAAAAUCAUAUAUAGAUUAUAUAAAAUGCAAUAUACUUUCAAGAAAUAAACGAUUAAAAGUAUAUUAUGCGCCUAAAUGAUUAACAUAAACGGAAACCACAGCUCAUACCACGAAUUUAUAAAAUUCGGAAUUGUAAACAAGUUACUUCGGAAAUUUUGUAGAGAUGAAGACAUAAACACAUAGGUAAACUGAAUGUACUCGUAUGCAAAAAAAAUCUGUGUUAAAUGUUGUCCAAGGUCCUGCCAGCUUAGUACAUAAUAUAAAUUCUGUAGUAGGAAAUAUUUUUUGGUAAAUAUUUUAAUCUGAAAGAUGUCUUGCAAAAUAUAAUUUUCGCAAAAAUGUUCGUCCAUGGAAAUGACAGUUUAUUGGCUGUCAAGUUGUACUACUAAAUUAAUUAUGAAAAAAAUAUUAAUGUUUGUUGUUUCAAAAAUAGUACUUAUUAUUUUACUAUAUACUCGAAAUGGUACUGGCAAGACCAGCAUAGUAUUAUUAUUAUAUUUAAAAAUAUUGUUCUAUACUGUUCCCAUUAUCGUUGUCCUCCGACUCCAAAUAUAAUAAAUCGGUGUUUACUGACGUACUUUUUGAUGACACUAUACCUAUUUUUCUAUGGACCUAGUCUCGAUUAUAUAUAAAAAAUAUUUACAUUUUUCCAACUGAAAUUCGAAAACUUGAAAUCUUUAUAUUUUUGUAUAGUUACUUAAAAAAUAACUUAUUUAUUUUGAAACUCUAAAAUCAAUUCGAGUUUUCAAAUGACAGUGCUUUGUACUCUUCGUUUUGUUAAAUGUGUUUUCGUUAAUUUUUGGGGUUAGAAAAACGGAAACGAACCGUUGUCAGGGAUUAGAGUAAAAAGUAGUUUAAAAUUUAAAAUUAAUUGACUGAAAUUCUCCCAUUAAUUGAGGAGAUUUUGCCCGCUGAAUAUGACACUUUAUUUCUAAUGUCGAUUUAAAUACUUCAGACUGAGAAAGGACUGAAGGAUCCAAGUGUUAAAGUUAGAUUCAGUCGUGCAGUGCUUUAGGGUGGGUUGCACCAUCAACUUUGACUUUAACCUACGCAGAAAAACGCAAAGUACGCCAUUUUGUCUAAAUGCCAGCGGUGCGACGGCUAAAGUCAAUGUCAAAUUUGACGGUGCAACUCACCCUUAGAAGUUUAGAAACAAUCAGGAAAUUGUACUAAAACUCUUAAUAUUUCACAAAAAAUCUCAAGUGUUGUUGUUAGAUUUUUUAAAUAAUGAAAACCACAUAUUAAUCGGCUGUCAAAAAGUGUUAUUUUUUACAGCGGUGCUUAAUGUAGAAUUAAAAAUAACUAUAUUGAAGGUACGUAGACAAGGUAUUAGGGUGUGACCUAAGCGUGUCUUGAGGGACACGUUUAGAUUCGGACGGGAUCAUCAAAAUUUUAGUCUUAUACACUUAGGAUUGCUGUGAUAAUGAGGGAAUAGAGGAUAAUGCGUUGAAACUUUUGUAUCAAUUAUGGUAGGUGAAAGGAUGGAAAAGAACAUGACGUAGAAGUCGAAAAAUGAUACCUAUUUGAUUGGAAUAUUAAAAUAAAUAAAAAGUAUAAUAAGAAAGAUAAAGUUUGUGGGAGGUAUGCAUGAGUUACCAUUUUUCGACUACACAUUUAGGAAUUGUGUCGAUUCUGUCCUUUUUAAACUGUGCUUGAAAUUAAGGAUGAGACGACCACGCGCAGUCAAUGGCUUAAGUCCGUUCCGUGAGUUUUCUCCUUUCUGUAUUUUUAGUUGUGAUAAAUUUCUGUUACUAAAACUGUGAUUUAUAUUUAUAAUCCUGUCACUUGGUGGACUAUCCACGGAAGUGAUAUUUCUUAAACCUGCUAUGAUAAGAAAUAAAGACAAAAAUGCUUUUACUCCGAGUAUUAAGUUCGAUUAUUGAAAACCGAUACGCUAAUGUCGUCUUGUAUAGAAAUACAUAAUUUAUUUUAGUUAAUAUAUAUUUUUAUUUUUAGUGACUAACAUAAAAACUGUCAAUCGAUGUACACACUACACAGUGUCAAAUAAGUAUCAUUAAUUUUACUAUGAGACGACUAGCAAAGGUGGUCUUAAGAUAUACACCAUAAAUAUAAAAUGCCUGCUGACAUUAUGAAAAAUAAAAUCAAGAUUAAAUUCUUAAGCAAAAAAAUAAUAAUCCAUAAAUAAUUUUCAAAAUUAGUCUUUUCAAUCAACCUCGUAAACAGAAUUUAAAUACUUAAGUCAGUACUUAUUCUAACUAUAUUGCAGCGAUUGAUUGCAUACUAAACUAAAUGACAAAUACUCCACCGAAAGGGGCUUAGCGCUUCAAUAAGAAGAUAUGACAUCUAGUCACUUCAGUCUGUGUAUCCAGAAUAUUACUUUAGAGCUUUAUUUGUUCUUCUAACAUGUACAAUAUACUCAUGUGUGUAGGAAGUCACUUCCGUGGACAUUACAUCUAAAUUACAUUUAAUAUAUUGUAGUUUGAUUUAGUUGUAGUACGGAGUCGACUUCUAUUUAUCUGUGAUUACUUUAUUAGUUAAUAAUCUUCUCAUGUAACUUUCAUUGUGUAUUUUUGUGUAAGUGGCGAAUAAUAAUUGUGUAACAG
Messenger RNA from Plodia interpunctella (Indianmeal moth), 8956 nucleotides. RefSeq names its product short spindle 3 (gene ssp3). The transcript is spliced from 22 exons. The coding region runs from base 239 to 5941 and encodes 1900 amino acids. The record is from RefSeq and is a predicted model, not a curated record. NCBI's taxonomy places the organism in Eukaryota, Metazoa, Arthropoda, Insecta, Lepidoptera, Pyralidae.